AUUCUUUGGACAUUUUUCAUUCGACAUGUAUUUAUAAAAUUUCUAAAUAUUAUUUAUGUACAUUAAUUAGUACAUAAUAAUAUGAAGUAUGUGCUGUCACUUUGUUAAUAAAUAAAUAAUGAUUUUUAAUAAUAAUACAGUUAAUAAUUUGUGGUUUAAAAAUUAUUUAUAGUGGGGGAUAUAUAUUUAUUUUUAUGAGGUUAAAUAGAACUAUUUUUUUCACCGUAUUUUUUUGUGUUAAUAAAGAGCAUGCGUAUGCGUUGUGCGGUCUAACGAGAGAAAAAGAAAUUAAAUAGAGAAAAAAAAAAAACGAGAGAGAGAAAAAAAUAAAAAUGAAAACUCCAAGUGUGUAAUAUUAACACUAUGACUCGUAAAAAAUUAUAUUAUUAGUGUGUGAAAAAAAUAGUUUAUUUUUUUAAAUAUUAAUUAAUUGUUAAAAUGGCGCUUAGUUUAACGAGAAAUGAAAAUAUUAUUGAGCCAGAGCUGUACUUUUUGAUCGCUAAAUUUCUUGAUGCUGGACCACUUCGCCAAACUGCUGAAGUUCUUAAGCGGGAAUUGGAAAAAGCUAAGAUACUUCCACAACGAUUAGAUUGGCAAUCUAAUUAUCAUAAUCAAAGUUUUGAGGAAUUGGAAAGAAAAUAUCCACAUAUAAGCGCAAAUCAUUUAUUACAAAUAUGCACAAGAAUUGGACCAAUUUUGGAAAAAGAAAUUCCACCAUGUGUACCUGGAGCAAUAUCACUUCUUGGAGCUGGAAAACAAUCACUUUUACGUACAAAAGAAGAUUUAUCAAAAUACCGAAGAAGCAUAGUUUCAUAUUCAAAUCGUUUGGGUGGUCAGCCAAUUUUAGAACCAGCUGAUAUUAUAAAACCUCAUAAUAUUGUACAGGCAAUACAAGGUCGUGAAAAUUCUGGACCAAUUAGUCGUCGUGAAGCAAUACCAACAAGUUUUUAUUCACGAAUGCAAUUAUAUCGUCAUACACUUGGUCAUUUAUCAGCAGUAUAUUGUAUUCUUUAUGAUAGAACUGGUAAAUAUGUUAUAACUGGUGCUGAUGAUUUACUUGUUAAAGUAUGGAGUACAUUGGAUGGUCGUUUAUUAGCAACAUUUCGUGGUGCAUCAGCUGAAAUAAUGGAUAUUGCUGUUAAUUUUGAUAAUUCAUUAUUAGCUGCUGGUAGUCUUGAUAGAAUAAUACGUGUUUGGUGUUUUCAAACAAUGUCACCAAUAGCUGUAUUAUCUGGUCAUUCUGGUAAAAUAACAUCUGUUAAUUUUUGUCCAAUAUCAUGUAGUGGUAAUGUAUAUUAUUUGGUGUCAACAAGUACUGAUGGUUCAGUUGCAUUUUGGUCACAUAUUAAAAAACAAAAUGAACGUGCUGUAUUUCAACCAAAACCAAUACAAUAUCAUGAAAAAAUGCGUCCAGGACAAGCACAAAUGAUAUGUGCAUCAUUUAGUCCUGGUGGUGCAUUUAUGGCAGCUGGUUCAGCUGAUCAUCAUGUACGUGUUUAUGCAAUGCUUGGUGAAGAAGGACCAAGAAGAGUACUUGAAGUUGAAGCACAUACUGAUACUGUUGAUAGUAUACAAUGGGCACAUAAUGGUUUAAAAUUUAUAUCUGGAUCAAAAGAUGGUACAGCAAAUGUAUGGCAAUUUAAAAAUCAACAAUGGAUACAUAAACGUUUAUCAAUGACAACAAAAUUACCAAAUGAACAAACAAAUGAUGAUGAUAAUAAACAACAAAAACCAAAAGUAACAAUGGUCAGUUGGGAUUUAAGUGAUGAAUGGGUUAUAACAGCUGUUAAUGAUAGUUUAUUAAAAGUAUGGAAUGCUAAAAAUGGUGAAUUAGUUAAAGUAUUACGUGGACAUAAAGAUGAAGUAUUUGUAUUAGAAUCACAUCCAAUUGAUCCACGUAUAAUAUUAAGUGCUGGUCAUGAUGGACAAUUAAUGAUAUGGGAUGUAUUAUUAUCAGAACCAAUAGCAUGUUUUCAAAAUUUCAUUGAAGGACAAGGUUGUGGUGCAAUAUUUGAUGCAAAAUGGUCACCAGAUGGUACACUAUUAUCAGCAACUGAUUCACAUGGCCAUUUAUUAAUGUAUGGCUUAGGUACAAUUAUAAAUGAUAAAUUAAAAUUAAUACCAAAAGAAUUAUUUUUUCAUACUGAUUAUCGUCCAUUAAUACGUGAUUCAAAUAAUUAUGUAUUAGAUGAACAAACACAAACAGCACCACAUUUAAUGCCACCACCAUUUUUAGUUGAUGUUGAUGGUAAUCCAUAUCCACCAUUAUUACAACGUAUUGUACCUGGUAGAGAAAGAUGUCGUGGUGAACAAUUAGUACCAAAUAUUGCUGUUGGUGCAAGUGGUAUGCAAGAAGUUAUUGAAGGUAUACCAGAUCGUGGACCACGUUCAGAUAUUGAUAGAUUAAUUGAAGCACUAGCACAAAGACGUAAUAUACCAGGACAUGAAAAUGAUGGUGAUGAUACUAGUAAUCGUGAUGAUAAUGAACAAUUAAAUAUACGUCAAAUAUCAUCACCAAGAGCAAGUCGUCCUGGUUUAAGACGUGAUGGUGAUGUUGAAGGUGUUAGACAAAGUGUUGGUAAUUGGCAACGUGAUAAUACAACACCAUGGAAUAAACCAAUACUUGUUAAAACAAUAAAUCCAGCAAUACAAUUAACACAAUUAAAAUUAUUACAUUCAAUGGCAACAAAUGAAUUAGAUAUAUGGAAAAAAGAAAUGAAAAAAUCAAUAGAAUUAAAAUAUACAAAUAAUAAUGAUAAUAAUAUUAAUAAUAAACGUUCAUCAAAUAGUAAACGUAAAAAUCAUGGUAUUAGACAUGGUUAUAGAACACGAGCAACACGUGAUAAUGAUGAUACUGAUAAUGAUAAUGAUAAUCAAUUAAGUGAAAGUUCAAUGAGUAAUAAUAGUAAUGAUUCAACAGCAAAUGAAGAAGAUAUGAGUUCUGAUAGUACAUCAUCUGAAUCAAGUAGUGAAUAUUCAGAUUGGAUUGCUGAUCGUGGAUUAAAUUUAGAACCACCAAAAAGAAGUAAAAGAAAACCAGUUAAAAAACGUUCAUCAACACCACCAGAAUCAGAUAAUAGUAAUGAUAAUAAUAAUCAUCCGUGUCGUCGUAGUCAAAGACCUAAAAAAAAAAUAAUAACAGUACCAAAUGGUAUUGGUGAAGUACCAGAACAAUUUAGACCAUCUGAAUGGUUAACUGAAGUUAUACCACGUAAAGCACCAUAUUAUCCACAAAUGGGUGAUGAAAUUGUUUAUUUUCGUCAAGGGCAUAAAUUUUAUAUUGAUGCUGUUAAAAAUAAAAAAGUAUAUGAACUUGGACAACGUUUUGAACCAUGGAAUAAAAUUAAAUUAAAACCACAAGAAUAUGUUAAAGUUGUUGGUAUUAAAUAUGAAAUACGUCCACCAAGAUUAUGUUGUUUAAAAUUAGCAUUAAUGGAUGAUGAUGGUUGUUUAACUGGUUCAAAUUUUACAAUUAAAUAUCAUGAUAUGGCUGAUGUGCUAGAUUUUUUAGUAUUACGUCAAACAUUUGAAACUGCAUUACAAAGAAGUUGGUCUGAGGGUGAUAGAUUUCGUUGUAUGAUUGAUGAUGGUUGGUGGAUGGGUAUUAUUGAAUCAGUUGAACCACUUGAUGAUGAAUUUACAGAAUCAUAUUUUAUGUGUUUUCGUGUUAGAUGGGAUAAUGGUGAAUAUGAAAAAAUGAGCCCAUGGGAUUUAGAACCAAUUGAUCAAGAUAGAUUACCAAAUGAAAUUGGUGGUGCUGUACCUGUAUCAUCUGAAGAAAUACAAGCAACAUUAUAUCAACCACAAUCUGAAGAAUGGCCAAUGGGUGAUAGAGAAGCAACAUGUCGUAGAAUAUCACGUGGUAUUGAUCAAGUUAUGACACUUGCUAUUGCUGAACCAUUUAUAACACCAGUUGAUUUAAAUAUAUAUCCUGGUUAUGCAUUUGUUGUUGAAUACCCAAUUGAUUUAUCAACAAUAAAAGCUAGAUUAGAAAAUCAUUUUUAUCGUAGAAUAACAUCAGCACAAUUUGAUGUUAGAUAUUUAGCAACAAAUGCUGAACAAUUUAAUGAAUCACAUAGUCAAAUUGUUAAAGCAGCUAGAAUUGUUACUGAUUUAUGCUUAAGAAUUAUUAAAGAAACAACUGAAAUUGAUGUACCAGCUGUUUAUCAUCAAUUAAUGGAUACAUAUCAAUCAUCUGAUUCUGAACUUGAUGUUGUUGAUGAUCAUUCAAAACCAUCAACAAGUAGACAACGUAGUUCAUCUGGACGUUGUCUUAGAUCACAAAAAGAACCAUUUAAUUGGAAAGUAUCAUGUAGAAAAUUAUUAGAAACAUUAUGGCAAUGUGAAGAUUCAAUUCCAUUUAGAGAACCAGUUGAUAGAUUAGAACACCCUGAUUAUUAUCAAGUUAUUGAUACACCAAUGGAUUUACGUACUGUUAAAGAAGACAUGUUGGGUGAUAAUUAUGAAACACCAUUGGAAUUUGCCAAAGAUAUGAAAUUAAUAUUUACCAAUAGUAAAUGUUACAAUACAAAUAAACGUUCAAAGAUAUAUUUAAUGACAAUAAGAUUGUCAGGAUUAUUUGAUGAACAUAUGAAAAUGAUUAUAAGUGAAUGGAAAUCAGCACAGAGAAGUAGUGAAAAUGCCAAAUCGAAAAGUAAAACGAAAGCAAAUGGAAAUACACGUCAAUCUAAAAAUCAACGAUUAACAAAUGGUGGUGCAGGCCCAUCUACAGCAAAUGACAUUGACAGUAGUAGUGAUGAAGAAGAAAUUAUUAUAGCUGCACUCGAUGAUGAAGAUGAUGAUGACAAUGAUGGCCAAUCAGCAUUAACCGAACAAAUACUACCAAAUAUCAAUGAUCCAGGUCCAUCGAGAAUAACAAAUGGUCAUGUUAAAACACCUAUUAAAACACCUAUUAAAACACCAGGACGUUCAACACGUUCACAGACAAGUAAAAAUCCAACACCUAAAAAAUUACAAGAAAUGAAUAGUGAUUUGAGUGAAUCAGAAGCAUCACUUGAAAGUGAAAGUAGUGAUAGUGCACCAGCAAGACGUAAACCAGUACAACGUAAAAGAAAAACAUCAAUGACAAGUGAUGAUAAUGCUAGUGAUGAUUCUGGUGAUAGUUAUAAACCAAGUUGUCGUGGUAAACAAACUCGUAAAAAUCGUGCUAAAAAUAGUAAAAAAGGUAAAAUAAAUAAAGUUAAAAAAUCAUUUGUCGUUAAUGAGGAAGAAGAUGAUGAAGAAGAAGAAGAAGAGGAAGAAGAUGAAGAACAUUUAAUUGAUCCAGAGCAUACUGAUGAUGAGGAUGAUGAUGAUAGUGAAGAAGAAAUUAUGAAAAAACGUAAACCACCAACAAGAAGUAAAAAAAUUCCAGUAAAAAAAGAUCGUUUACCACGUUCAAUAUCAGACAAUGAUAAUAGUGAUGAUGAAACAUCUGAUAGUGAUGAUGAUGAUGACGAUGAUGAAGAUGACAAUGAUAAUAAUAUUAAAAAUAAUAAUAUAAAAAAUUCAUUACAAGAUGUACAAGAUUCAAAUAGUAAUGAUUCAAUGCUUAAUGAUAGAAUGAGAAGAUCACAAAAUCAAAAUCGUGUUGUUUAUGGUGAUUCUGAUGCUAGUGAAGAAAUUCAACAUUCAAGACGUAAUUGUAAAAGACCAAGAUACAAUGAAGAAAGUGAAGACAGUGAAAAUGCACCAGUUAGAAAUCGUCGACAAGUUAAAAGACGUUAUUAUGCUGAAGAAAGUGAUGAAAGUAUACCUGAACCAGGCAUAAGUAUAAGUAGUCGUGGAAGAGUUCGUAAAUUAACACCUCGUGCACGUGCUUUUUUACUUGAAUCACCACCUUAACAGCCUUUGAUUUUAAUAUUAAAAAAAAGUUACCUGUAAAUAUAUUUAUCAUUAUUAUAUCAUUUUACAAAAAUAUCGUAAUUUUAUUUUUUAAAAAUAAUUGGAAUUUUUUGUCAUAAGUUUUUUUUUUUUUCUUCUUUUAGUAAACAAAAUUAAUUAAAAUAGUUUUUUUUUUUUGUUUUAAAAACAAUAUUUGUUAAACAAAGAAGAAGAAGGAAUUGUUAUUUAAUAAUCUAAUUGUAAUUUUUAUGGUUUAUUAAGAAUAAUUCAAUUGUAAAAAUUGUUUCGUUACAGCCACAAGUGCAAAACACAUUCAUUAUUCAUAGAAUAAACACUAAUUUAUUAUUAUUAUUUCUUUUUUUUUUGUCAUUAAAAUAAUCAUUGGUUAAUAGUUUCAAUAUAAUUAUUUUAUUUAUUCAUUUUUUUUUCAUAUUAAUUUAGUGAUGAUUUUUUUUCACUAAAUAAAUUACUUGUAGUUUUAAUUUACUGGUUAAACACUGCCAAUGAUAUUACAUUACCCAAUUUUAUCAAUUUUUCUUUUUUAUUAUAAAAAAUUGAUAAUACGAUGAUAUUUAAAAAAAAAUUAAAUUAUUAAUUUUUUUCCUAACAGUUAGUUUUUUUUUUCAUUUAUAAAAUUUAAAAAAAAAUUAUAACAAAUCAUUUGGACAUGAAUAAAGAAUUUUAAAUAAAAAAAAAUAAAAUAUAAUAAUAAUACCUCAUUUUAAGUUACAAGACAAUUAAAAUAGAUAUCAUAAUUAUUUGUGCACUUAUUUAUUUAUUAUAAACAAUGAUAAUUGACAGCUUGAUAAUCGUGAAAAACGAGGCAGUGCCUUUAACAACAAUAUUACUGAAAGACAAAGUGUUUUUUUUUUUUUUUUUCGUUUUUCAUUAAUAUAAUUAAAUUAA
This is a messenger RNA of Aphidius gifuensis, 6750 nucleotides long. RefSeq names its product bromodomain and WD repeat-containing protein 3 (gene BRWD3). Gene Ontology annotation, biological process: cytoskeleton organization; regulation of cell shape; regulation of transcription by RNA polymerase II. Gene Ontology annotation, molecular function: protein binding. Gene Ontology annotation, cellular component: nucleus. The transcript has 9 exons. The coding region runs from base 439 to 5844 and encodes 1801 amino acids. The record is from RefSeq and is a predicted model, not a curated record. NCBI's taxonomy places the organism in Eukaryota, Metazoa, Arthropoda, Insecta, Hymenoptera, Braconidae.